Messenger RNA from Sinocyclocheilus rhinocerous, 1379 nucleotides. RefSeq names its product alkaline ceramidase 3-like. Lineage: Eukaryota; Metazoa; Chordata; Actinopteri; Cypriniformes; Cyprinidae. Gene Ontology annotation, biological process: phytosphingosine biosynthetic process; ceramide metabolic process. The record is from RefSeq and is a predicted model, not a curated record. Gene Ontology annotation, cellular component: endoplasmic reticulum membrane. Bases 35 to 838 code for a protein of 267 amino acids. Gene Ontology annotation, molecular function: N-acylsphingosine amidohydrolase activity. The transcript is spliced from 10 exons.
CCGACUGUCCAACCUAUCUGAUCUCUCUCUCAUCAUGGCUCCAGCGGCGGACAGGCCGGGCUACUGGGGAACACCGACCUCAACUCUCGACUGGUGCGAGGAGAAUUAUGUGGUCUCGUAUUACAUCGCAGAAUUCUGGAAUACUGUCAGUAACCUGAUAAUGAUCCUACCUCCCAUUUAUGGAGCCAUUCAGACGUGUAAAGAUGGUUUGGAAGUACGCUAUGUGUGGUCCUUUUUAGGAAUUGCUGCCGUAGGCAUUGGUUCAUGGAGCUUCCACAUGACACUACAGUAUGAAAUGCAGUUACUGGAUGAGCUGCCAAUGAUCUACAGCUGCUGCGUCUUUGUCUACUGCCUAUAUGAAUGCUUCAUGCAAGAGCGUGCUGUUAACUAUUUGUCAAUUACACUUUUGCUGACCUUCAGUAUUAUUGUUAGCGUGGUUUACCUGAUAUGGAAGGAGCCUGUGUUUCAUCAGGUCAUGUACGCCGUACUUGUGGCUUUCUUGGUGAUUCGCUCUGUUUUCAUAGUCACAUGGGUGUAUCCGUGGCUCAGAGCCCUCGGCUUUACAUCAUUAAGUGUCUUCCUGUUGGGAUUCAUAUUAUGGAACAUCGAUAAUAUCUUUUGUGACUCUCUAAGAGCAACACGGCAGCGGCUGCCCCCUGUGGUCGGAGCAGUUACGCAGCUUCAUGCCUGGUGGCACAUUCUAACAGGCCUGGGUUCAUAUUUACACAUACUCCUCAGCCUUCAGAUUCGUUUGACCUACCUCAAGCACAGACCAAAAGUGAAGUUUUUAUGUGGCGUUUGGCCGAUACUGCACACUGAAUCUCAGAAGGCAAGUUGAAAGGGACCUCAGAAGAGGAAGAUGGACCAAUCACAGACCUCAGAAAGGCAGAGGUCCAGCCAAUGAGCUUCAAUGGCAGCAGGAAGUGACCAGCGGCUGUCGGUUUGGUUCCCCCUUAUUCCCUUGUUCCCCUUCCCACUCUGUUUGCCAAAUGCAUUACUGAGAAAGCUGCCAAAUGAAGGAAAGCUUUUGUCAUUAUUAUAGGUUAGAUGAGCGGUUUGUCGUUUUGUGAUUUUGCACACUAUAAUAUGUAUAAAAAUUGUCUUAUAAAUCUGAGGGUCUAAUUAGCGAGAAAGAAGCGGCCAAAACUAGGAUUUGAUUCUGGCUGGUAUUCCUUUGUUGCCUUCAUGAGGGAAACUAAUAUAGGUUUGAUGGAUCAUAUCUAGUCAGAUUGGCAUCUCAUAUUUUGUACUUGAAUUUAAUGUACCUAACCUGAGAUUAUGCUACAUUUUUACUUGUCUCUACAUUUUUAGAGAUUAUGAAGGUCAAAUUAAACAGAUCAGAAAAAUGAAUAAGUGUUAAUAAGUUGGGAGUAAAGUAU